This is a messenger RNA of Caenorhabditis briggsae, 588 nucleotides long. NCBI's taxonomy places the organism in Eukaryota, Metazoa, Nematoda, Chromadorea, Rhabditida, Rhabditidae. Bases 1 to 588 code for a protein of 195 amino acids. The transcript has 5 exons. The record is from RefSeq and is a predicted model, not a curated record.
AUGACAAUGCUGGACCCGGAUGAUUUGAGUCCUGGAGAGAUCGUCUUUUCGGCUGAUGACUCUGCUGGAGAACGAUCAUUCUUAGCGGAAUUCUUUGGCAAAAAGCAAUCGUUUGCUCUUGGAAGCAAUUUAACCGGCUUGAUCAUCCUCUGCAUUGUACUCACAGCUGUCGUCGUCAUCUUUUUUGGAUGCUAUCUGAUGAUGAGAUUUAUGCACAAAGCAUUGGCUCGAGAUGAUUCCAAAGAUAUGCUUCGAUCAAAUAACCCAUAUAACAACGUUGUGAUGCAUUCCAAAAGAGUCUACGAAAUUCAAGCGGAGGAAGGAUGUUUCAAUGGACCACCUGAUCCAUUGGACCCAAGUGAAAUUGAUGAUGAACACUUGGGUGAUUCUCAGAAUACGUCGGUUUAUAUUGAAGACGAGGAACCACAAAAAGUGCGAAAACCAGAAAGUGGAGACCUUCGUGCUCCAAGAAACACAGAACAAUUUGAUGAUGACCCGAGAGCCAUGUUGAGGAAAAAACAGAAGGUUCACAAGGAUUCAGUAUGCGCCUUCAUGUUCAAACCUCACAUCGAGCCGAAGAUGGUGUAA